GCCAAUGGGGAGGACCCAACGCCACGUAAACACACCUAGGCCAGCUGAUGCUCCUGCUUCACUACCUUCCUUCCUUCAUUCAUUAUAAUGCAGGAAAUUUUAGUAUUUUCAUUACUGUGUGUGGCGUCAGGGGCCGUGGUAAGGGCAGCAGAAGUUCUCAGACCGCGAGGAAUAGUUCUCUCAAAGGCAUCAUUCUAUGACCCGACACGAGACUUCAGCUGCCUCGAUGGUUCCGGUACUAUCCCAUUUUCUUACGUAAAUGAUGAAUACUGUGACUGUCAGGAUGGAAGUGAUGAGCCAGGGACUGCCGCUUGCCCAAAUGGAUUCUUCUACUGCACCAACGCUGGACACACGCCUCUGAACAUUCCGUCCUCAAGAGUCAACGAUGGUGUCUGUGAUUGUUGUGAUGCAUCAGAUGAGUAUGCAUCUAAUGCCAACUGUGUUGAUACCUGCCGAGAGUUAGGUCGGGCUGCUAGAGAGGAAGCAGCUAAGCAACGAGAAGAAAGACUUAAAGGUUAUCAGCUGCGACAGUCAAUGAUUGAAGAUGGCCGUAAAAAGAAAAAAGAGGCAGAGGGUAAAAUUGAGGAGCUAAAAAAAGAAAAGGAGGAAGCAGACGCUGUUCGUAGUGAGAAAGAAGAAAUCAAGAAGGCAGCUGAAGAACCAGAAAAGUUAGCACUAGAGGAAAAUCAAGCCUUUGAGGCUGAAAAGAAAGCUGAAGCUGAGGCAGAAGAAAAGAGGAAGGAUUUGGCUGAGGCCCGGACUGCUUUUGUUAUCCUCGACAAUAAUGGUGAUGGUAUCUUGACGGUUGGUGAGCUGCAGUCCCGACAGACUUUUGACACAAACAGGGAUGGACAGGUGUCUAUGGAGGAGGCAAAGUUCUACCUGAAGCAAGAGGAUAGCAUGACCCUGGAACAAUUCGUGACCUCUGGAUGGCUAAUGGUCCGGCCGGUGUACACCAUGGACAAGGGGAUGUUUAUACCUCCUUCAACCACCCCCAACCCACUUGAUGAGAGUCUCACCCCACCACCAAUGUUUGAUGAGGAGGACAACUACGACGCAGGAGAGGAAGAAGAGGAGCCAGAAGAUUUUGACUCAAACUUGGAUCCUGAGAUAUCACGCUACGUUAACUCCAGAGCUCACUGGAACCUCAUGUCGGAUGAUUUUGAGGAUGAAGCCGAGGAUGACUAUGACCAUGAGGACAAUGCUGAGGACGUGGCUCAGGAGAACGAGCAGAAGGAGGAAGAGGAACCAAAAUAUGACGAGGAGACACAGAAGCUCGUUGAUGCGGCCAACGCGGCUCGCGAGCAAUUCGACGAAGCAGACAGGCGGGUUCGAGACAUAGCCAGAGAACUGCGGUCACUGGAAGAGACUCAAGAGAAAGACUAUGGGCCAGAUGAGGUCUUCAGGAUCCUAGAAGGAAACUGUUAUGAGUAUACAGACAGAGAAUACACAUACCGGCUGUGUCCCUUUGAUAAGGCAAUUCAGAAACCUAAAUCUGGUCAGGGAGAAACACGGCUUGGCCAGUGGGGUGAAUGGACAGGGCCAGAGGAAAACAAAUAUACGAGAAUGCUCUAUUCUAAUGGUCAGGCCUGUUGGAAUGGACCCACCAGAUCAGCAGAUGUUCACCUAUCUUGUGGGACAGACACGAAGCUUACGGGUGUCACGGAACCGAACAGAUGCGAGUAUAUGUUCCUGAUAACCACCCCAGCCGUAUGUACCAAACCACAAGACCUGGAUGGGGACGAGAGUUUAGACCACACUCACGUCGAGUUGUAGGGUUCCUUGUAGUGUGUUUUGUACAUUAUUAUUCUUUUCUGUGUAGAAUAAUAAUUGUUCAUGAAUUUUAAAAAUUCAUGCAUUUUUAUUGCAAGGCAUAAUAAUAUUUCUUAUUACAUUGUCACAUUUCUCUCGGUUAACUAGACAUCAUAUUGUGUGUCAAGUUUUCAAUCAAGAUCCAUAUUGGCUCAGGACAGGUUUCAUCGUUGUGUCUAUUUUUUUACGUAUAGUACGAUAUUGUUUGAAUUAAUUUGUUAUUCCGGUUUGUGCCCUAAAGAAUGUGUUGUACUUUUUUCAAUUAGUGUUAAUAUAAACAAGGCUCAAAAAAAUAUAUUACAUCAUACAAGCAAUAUAAGAAGCUUGUGUUUGUUUUAUUAAGUUAUAAUUAAUGUACUGUUUUGUUGUGCAGUUUACUUGUCACCUAAACACUGUAAUCUUCACUAUAGUUUAUCACAAUGUUUGGAACUUACUGACACAAUGUUUAAAGCAAGUAAAGUGUUAACUGUUAUGUGAAUUAAAUUGUAUGUCAUAUUAAUAAUUUUUUUCGAAAAGCAUUAAUAAUGAAUUGUAAUAUAAUAAAGUUUCAGCUAUUUUCUGUAUUUUUUACUGUAAAUUCAGAAAAUCAAGAUGAAUUGUUUCAGCAGCACCUGUGAUUAUAACAUUCCUGUAAAACAUCAUAAAUAGUAUUUGUGAAAAUUUAUUAAUAAACUUUAGUAAAAA
Homarus americanus (American lobster) is the source of this 2496-nucleotide messenger RNA. RefSeq names its product glucosidase 2 subunit beta-like (gene GCS2beta). The record is from RefSeq and is a predicted model, not a curated record. The coding region runs from base 88 to 1776 and encodes 562 amino acids. Gene Ontology annotation, molecular function: protein binding; calcium ion binding. The transcript has 11 exons. Lineage: Eukaryota; Metazoa; Arthropoda; Malacostraca; Decapoda; Nephropidae. Gene Ontology annotation, biological process: N-glycan processing. Gene Ontology annotation, cellular component: glucosidase II complex.